Neolamprologus brichardi is the source of this 2775-nucleotide messenger RNA. RefSeq names its product progestin and adipoQ receptor family member IIIa (gene paqr3a). Gene Ontology annotation, cellular component: membrane. Gene Ontology annotation, molecular function: signaling receptor activity. NCBI's taxonomy places the organism in Eukaryota, Metazoa, Chordata, Actinopteri, Cichliformes, Cichlidae. The record is from RefSeq and is a predicted model, not a curated record.
UGUGACUCGGAAGAUGUUGUAGCUAAAACUUCAGAAAUAUUACCCGUUGUGUUUGUUUGUGUUUAAAGUUAAUAUUAACACGUGUUUACAAAUGCGUAGUACAUAUUAUAAGCCCCAGAAUGGCACAAACUGCAAAUAUGCCAAAUUAAAAGGUUCGGGUCAGAUUAAACUAGACCCUGCUGGCUCAGACAUGCCUCAGAAACCACAGAAGAGCUCUCAGACUGCACACUACAUCGAGCUGGGAAGUUAUCAGUACUGGCCUGUACUGGUGCCCAGAGGUAUCAGGCUGUACACAUACGAGCAGAUCCCCCCGUUUCUGAGGGAGAACCCCUACAUCACAGAUGGAUACAGGGCAUACUUGCCCUCCAGGCUGUGCAUCAAAAGCCUCUUCAUCCUGUCCAAUGAGACGGUGAACAUCUGGAGCCAUCUCCUGGGCUUCCUCCUCUUCUUCUGUGUUGGGGUGUACAACAUGGCCUCGGUGCUGCCGGCUGUUGGCGCCUCCAGGGAGGAUUAUGUCAUCUACUCCAUUGGACUCUUCUGCUUUCAGCUGUGUAUGCUGUGCUCGGUGGGUUACCACCUGUUCUGCUGCCAUCGCUCAGAGAAGACCAGCCGCCGCUGGAUGGCGCUGGAUUACGCUGGCGUUUCCAUCGGCAUCCUGGGCUGCUAUGUCCCCGGAGUCUUCUACACCUUCUACUGUAAUAACUACUGGCGGCAGGUGUACCUGGUGACGGUCCUCGCCAUGAUCCUGGCUGUGUUCUUCGCUCAGAUCCACCCUCAUUAUCUCAGCAAGCAGUGGAAGCAGCUGCGCUCGAUCAUCUUCUGCUCAGUGACCGGGUACGGCCUCAUCCCCACCGUCCACUGGAUCUGCCUCACGGGAGGUUUCUCCUCUGAACUCGUCCAGGCGUUUGUUCCUCGGGUCCUGGUGAUGUACUUCAUUGCAGCACUGGCUCUCAUUUUCUAUGUUUCCAAAGUUCCUGAGCGGUACUUCCCAGGUCAGCUGAACUACCUGGGCUCCAGCCAUCAGGUUUGGCACUUGCUGCUAGUGCUCAUGUUUUACUGGUGGCACCAAUCAACAGGCUUCAUCAUGGCGUACAGGCACAGUCAGCCGUGCCCCAACACCCCCCAACACGCCUAGAUCGCUGCUCAGCACGCCAGGACUGCAGCUCCGAUGAACCACUCUGCUCUGGUCUCGGUCCAUCAGUUUCCUCACAGAUGGACUCUCUAACCUGUGAGUCUCUGUGAUGAGGGAGGAGGAAUAAAUCCAGCGUGUGACGUUUGAGUACUUCAAGCUAAUAAGAAACAAUACGGACCUCUGCGUCGGACUGACAGCUCACCUGAAAUCACUCAGACUGUCACCUUUAUAAACUCCUUGAGGACUUAAUGUUUGUGUGUGAACAGCAGACAGCACUGAAGGAACGGGUUGGUAAUGUUAGUUUUUCUCCCUGGAAAUAAACCCGUGUCCAGCUGUUUUUAAAGGGUGAAAGCUGCUUCAUCUGAGAGCAGAUUCAGGCUCGUCCCUGAAAAAGGAAAUGAACUAAUGUCAGUAUUAUUAUACUACGAGUAAACAGACUCAAGAUUUCUGAUAUCUUCUUUACUCUGCAGUCUUUGUUAGUGGAAAUGAUCAAAGCGAGGGGAUGAUGUUCAGACAGAACAAACCAAAGAGUUUUGUGAAACAAAGUGCGGACUCAGACGGUUUCAUAUAAAUGUACCCACUCUAUUUCAUACCUGAAGCUCUGUUGUUUUAAGCUGCUCACUUCCUGUUCAAACUGAUGUUCAUUUAUAUGUAAAGAAUUUCACAGGAUGCUUGAAGGGAAACUUUAAAUAUUUCAGUUAUUUUAUGUUGUUCUGUCGCAAAGUUGUGAGUCUUCUCUUCCUCGUCUUUAUCAGUGGUAACUCUGGGGGGUGAGGGUGGCUGUGUGGAUGCUCGUGAGUCUCGUAAAGUUUUAUAACUGCGUCCCAGCCGAGAGCUGCAGGAAUGAGUCCUAAAACCCAGGAAGUGUUUCAGUCUUCCAGCUUCGUCCAGUUCAGUUCUGCAUUUACUUCCACAUAAUAAAAGAUGGGCGUAGCUUCCUGGCCCGCUGUCCUGACCUCAGUCUGGUCAUGAUGAAUAAAAUGUAACGUCAGGUUUGGGUCGUCGUAAAAAGACGUCCAAACAGGAAAUGAUAACAGGAAGUCAGCGAUGGCCACUUGAGCUAUAAGGAAACCUUCACCAUCCCUGCAGCGCUAUGAACGUUGAUUUGUUACUACAAACUGUUUUUUAUUUGAGCAUUUGAACAAUCAAACUUAAGUUCUAAAACCCUAAAACAGGUGGGACAGUUUUUAGAUUCACGUGAUUUAAACAUUUCACAUGAACUGCAUUAAUAUUUCUGUGUAGCGUGCGGCUCUGACAUCGACUGUAAACUCUGAUCACAUUACAACAGAACUUUUAUGACAAGCAAACUUCAUUUUUGAAAAUGUAUUUUUUCUCUUCAGCUUUUUAAGGACAUGUUUUUCCAGCUCGUUUACGGUGAUGUGCAAUGUUUUCAUGGCUCCCCAGUGCAGCGCCUCUCUGCUCUCACUCUGGAACGGAAAGCCGGAUGUUUUCUGUGUGACCGUUUAAUGUUUCUAAUGUUGAAAAGGGGGAAAUGUUCUCCGGUUUGUGGUUCUGUAUUUAAAUUAUUAAUAAUGAGUUUCUUUUUGUCUUAAUAGACUCAUUUUGUAGGAGUGGAAAGUUUUAUAUGUUGACUUUUCAUACCUGAGGUCAGACUCUAAAUAAAAGUAACCAUGUGCUGUUUC